GCAUGUGUUUGCUUUCCAUAACUCAAAUUCAUUCACUCGAACAACGAGAGGAGAGGAGGGGGUUCCAUCCGUGUUUUGGUAUAUCCAUCUAGUAGAUAUUGUAAUCGGAUUGGGAGAAUGGAGGAGGAGAAAGAUGAGUCUGGGAGGAUGAUGUUCAGAUGCAUUCAUUGUGGUUGUAAGAUUAAAUUGUUGUUUAUUCAAUACUCACCUGGAAAUAUUCGGUUGAUGAAAUGUGGGAAUUGCAAAGUAGUAGCUGACGAGUACAUCGAAUGUGAGAUCAUGAUUCUACUCAUUGAUUUGGUCAUGCACAAAACCAAAGCUUAUAGGCACUUGCUGCUUAAUGCACCUACUCUUCACCCUGUUGAUUUCAGGGGCAUAUUGUGGAAGUCCGCCAUCCUUUAUCUUCUUUUAGAUGGAUACAGGAAUUUUCUUUUGAAGGAAGAUUCGAGUCUGUCUUUCAACUCUAUUUCAUCUUCUUUGAUAUGUGUAAAGAUGCUGAUAGAUGUCCUCCUGGUAAACUUUGUCUUCUUUUGUGUUCUAUUUCUUGUGGCUACAAGGAUUCUUCAAACCGCAUCUGCUGGAGCUACCAGGUACAUAGACAUAUCUCUGGCUAUCUUCGCUUCUAGCUACAUGAGGAUUUUUCUCGUAGCCACGAUGGUUUGGGACUUCCCUUCGUCAGUGCUUUACAUCAUUGAUAUGUUUGUCUUAUCCUCAAAUGUUGUGGCUUUAAAAGUUGUGACCGAAUCGAGAAUGAGCAGAUGUAUAUGGGUAUGUUGUAGUGCUCAUGCUGUGAAGUUCUUGGCCAGCUUUAUGAUGGGUGGAUGACCGGUAUUUCUUCUUCAUCUAUCUAGCAUGGCAAAGAAAAUCCCUUUCACAAGUAUUCUAGGCAUUUGCAUUUAGUGCAUCGUUGCUUCUUCUAAGGGAAGCAUUGCAGCAUCUAAAUGUCAGCAUUUUUUUGGGCUUUCCCUUUAUCUCUAGAAAAGGAAAUAGGUCAGCUGAAUGCAGGAGCAACUACAAUAGACCGAAACAAUGCCUAAUUUCAUUUCUUCAAGUUUAAUUCUAGUGAUAAUAUUGUUUCUUUUAAUUGUUUUCAAUCUUUAGUUAACUCUGUAAGAGAGGUUGAAGAAACAACUUCGUUACGUGCAGUAAAUACUGUCUUCACAUGGUGAAAGAAUAUUGUCUUUUAAUUGUUUUCAACUUUGUCACAUCUCAAUGUCCUGUAAUAUCCUUACAAGUUACAAUCCAAAAUACUGUUAUGGAUAAUCUUUAUUACGUGCUCGCUCCUAUGAACAUGAUUAGAUGAUUUAUCAACUUGUUGUUAUGAUGAUGUUUUAAAAUUGUCGGAGAAGUGGAUACAACCUUUCUUCUGUCUAAAGCAACUGUACAUUCCAACUCAAAAGGUACUCCUGCUCAACUCCAACUUUGUGUUCACUAAUUCUUUCUGACUUGAGUGUCGGAGUCUCUUUUUUUGUUUGUGCAGGUCUCCAGUUCAAUAAACUUAAAUGUUACAACCAUCUUGAUUCUUGAUCUUGGCAUUAUAUCUUCAACCAUUCUUGUCGUGAAGAGUGUCAGUACUGAAUGAUGACAAGAAACUAGUUAAUCUGCCUGUGGGUGGGGACGACAUCAAUCAACUUCAAACAUCAAUGAAUCUCUCGACUCUCAACUCUCAAGCUCUAUCUCUUUCUUUAAUGGUCAGGAUAGGAUGUGCAAGGCUGAAUAUCCCAGCGAAACUUGAAAUGCCACUGAGAUUGAAUUACUAAGAAGAGAUGUUCAAAUAAUCAUCAGUAAAUUCAAGGCCCAUUUAUCUAAUACAAUCUUGGUGAUUUUUGAGGCCAGAUGCUUGAUAAUAUAGUAGAAAUUCGUCUUUAGUCUAUGAGAAUUUUCCUUGUCAGUUGCUUGCCUGUCACUGUAAUGUUCUGAAUGAGAUGUAUUGCUUGGAGAAAUGUAAUGCUGAAACAUGAACCUUUCAAGUUAAAAAUCCUGGCGUUUUUAGGGGCC
Molecule: messenger RNA, 1998 nt
Organism: Papaver somniferum (opium poppy)
Lineage: Eukaryota; Viridiplantae; Streptophyta; Magnoliopsida; Ranunculales; Papaveraceae
Product: protein arv1 homolog
Exons: 11
Coding region: 118-825 (235 amino acids)
Biological process (GO): intracellular sterol transport; sphingolipid metabolic process; sterol metabolic process
Cellular component (GO): cortical endoplasmic reticulum; Golgi apparatus
Source: RefSeq, a predicted model, not a curated record